AUGUUAGGCUCGGACCAUUUCGAAGAAACUAUUUUGGAAUCAGACUUUGAGAAUAUGAAUAUAGGAGAGCUACACAUCAUUUACGAAAAGAGAAACAAAACUCGUACUGAUAUAUACAAAGCAAAAGUAAAAGCCUUCUUUGAAGAUUUUAUUAAAGGUCUUGGUCCAAAAUUCCAAGAACUGUUUUCUAAAAUUGCAAAUGUAAGCCAAAUUGUGAAUAUGGCAAAACGGCCACAUAAAUCAUAUCCAGAAUCGGGUUUAUUGCCGAUAUUGGAUGAGGCGAGUUUGAGCAUCCACAGUUAUUGCUCAAACAUUGAUCUGAAACGGACAUUAAUCAACAGGAACCCCAUAACUAUCAGCUUGUUAUUUUUUCCCCAGGAAUGUCAAUUAGCCGAGGAAAAGUGUUCCACAUCAAAAAUGUCAAAAAAGAUGCAAAACAAAACCAUCUGGACCACUAGAUUUAAUCUAACAUUAUUAUUUGACAUUUUCAUUUCUGGCUUAAGAGAAUCAAAUUUAGUUUUGUUCCAGUUUGGAACAAGAACUUGUUUUGAUAACUAG
Molecule: messenger RNA, 558 nt
Organism: Lodderomyces orthopsilosis Co 90-125
Lineage: Eukaryota; Fungi; Ascomycota; Pichiomycetes; Serinales; Debaryomycetaceae
Product: phosphatidylinositol-4-kinase
Exons: 1
Coding region: 1-558 (185 amino acids)
Source: RefSeq, a predicted model, not a curated record